This is a messenger RNA of Eimeria mitis, 624 nucleotides long. RefSeq lists its product as uncharacterized. The record is from RefSeq and is a predicted model, not a curated record. Bases 1 to 624 code for a protein of 207 amino acids. The transcript is spliced from 3 exons. Lineage: Eukaryota; Apicomplexa; Conoidasida; Eucoccidiorida; Eimeriidae.
AUGUUUCGUUUUCGUCGCGGAGUGGCAGUUGCAGCUGCUGCCGCUGUGGCGGUGGUUGCCGCCGCUCGUUCUUCUCUUGCAUCAGAUUCUGUUCUAGACCCGUUGAUAGAGGGUCAACAGAAUGCUUCUGAUUCAAUUGCUUCUGCAGCAGAAGCUGCAGCUUUUUCUGCUGCAGCCGCAGUUGCAGCUGCUGCCGCUGUGGCGGUGGUUGCCGCCGCUCGUUCUUCUCUUGCAUCAGAUUCUGUGCUAGACCCGUUGACGGAGGGUCAGCAGAAUGCUUCUGAUUCAAUUGCUUCUGCAGCAGAAGCUGCAGCUUUUUCUGCUGCAGCUGAUAGAGUGGAGGGAAAGCAACAAAGUAUGGAGGUUCGUGUAGCUGAGGUACAAGCAAUACCUGAAUCUGACUUAAAGCUUUCUCUUCGUUCUUUAUAUUCAACUUCUAAAGAUGCACAAGAAAAACAAAUAUAUCCACAGGGUUGUUUGGAGGCAAUGCAAGAAAUAUUGAAUUCCUUAGGAAGCGUUGACGAGGAGCAGCGGGAUGUUAUGCAGCUGAUGAACAGCUACGGUAUAUGCAACACCCGGAUAAACAAGCUGAUCUCUCUCUUCUUAUGGAGGAUCCUCGAUUAA